AUGGAUUCAAGGGAUCCAUUGAAUCCUUAUAGUCAGUCUCCUUGUUCUAGUUUCGUCGGCUUUCUUAACAGCCAGACCUUUCCUUAUGAAAUUUAUGGUUCUCCUCAUCACUUUGGAGCAUCAGACAUCCCUGCUUUUAGUGAACAGCCACCAAAUCCUCCAGUUGCACCCGAAAACCCACCUGUUUCCUCUAGGGAGCGAAGGAACUGGACUCCAGCCGAUGACGAGGUGUUAAUAAGUGGAUGGCUAAACACAUCUAAGGAUGCUGUUGUUGGCGUUGAUCAAAAUAAAGGGACAUUCUGGAAACGAGUUGGUGAGUUCUAUGCGUCAAGUCCUCAUGCUAAAGCUAGUGGUGAUAAUCGUGAGCAUCUCAACUGUAAGCAGAGGUGGCACAAGAUCAAUGACUACACGAACAAAUUCUGUGCUGCAUACGCUGCAACUGAGAGACAGAAGAGUUCUGAGUUCUGUUAUGAGCAGAAAUGGCUCAGCCUUAACACUCCUAAGCCUGCUGGGAAUUCAAAGCGAAAAGAGACAUGUUCUCAAGCUUCAAGCAGCUCCGUUGGUGAUCCUGAGGUCCGUCCUGAAGGAAUCAAGGCGGCGAAGGCUAAAAAGAAGAAUUCCGCACCAUUGAGGUCUCUGUCGGAGUGUCAGACCGUUUGGGAGAUGAAGAAGGAGGAUCUCUUGAUGAGGAAGGAGGAUCUCUUGAUCAAGGAGAGACUAACAAAGCUUGCGAUUCUUGACACACUUCUAGCCAAGAAAGAUCCUCUUACUGAGCCUGAAGAAGCAACUAAGAAUAAGCUGCUGGCUUUGAUCUAA
Molecule: messenger RNA, 816 nt
Organism: Brassica oleracea var. oleracea
Lineage: Eukaryota; Viridiplantae; Streptophyta; Magnoliopsida; Brassicales; Brassicaceae
Product: glutathione S-transferase T2-like
Exons: 2
Coding region: 1-816 (271 amino acids)
Source: RefSeq, a predicted model, not a curated record